UCAAGGCUCAAAAGCUUUGUGCCGAUCGGGCCAAGUGAGCCAUCCACUUGGAGGAUGGCUGGGUCCGGACCGCUACGGCCGCAUGCGUGAGCUGCUUGCCGCAUGUGGAGAUGCCCAGCAGUGGCAGCAGGCGCUGGUUUUGCUGCUGCGCCUGGCAGCCAGCCAGCUGCAGGAUGUGGUGCUUUGCAACAUGGCCAUCAGCACCUGCGCCAGGGCAGCGCGGUGGCGGGAGGCACUGGGCUUGUUGGCGCUGCCGGCCACGUGUGGGUUGCAGGCGAGUGUGGUGACGCAGAACGCGGCCAUGGACGCGUGCCAAAAGGCAGAGGAGUGGCAGAAGGCGCUGGAGCUGUUCACCACGUGGCGCGUGGCACGCGGCCGAAGCAGCGCCGUGUCCUUUGGCAUCGCCAUGAGCGCUCUGGAGCUCGGGCGCUGCCACUGGCGCCUGGUUAUGCGGAUGUUGACGGAGCUCACUGACUCACUUCUAGAAGCAAACACUGUCAUAUACAAUGCGGCCAUGGACGCUUGUUGUGCAGCUCAAGGAUGGCAGCAAGCACUUCACUUGCUGAAGGAGGUCAAGAAACGCAGGUUGAGGCCAGACAGCUUCACGGCCUCAGCAGCAAUGCGAGCUUGCCAGCACUCGCAGCAGUGGCUCCAGGCGCUGCAGCUGUUGCGGGGCUUUGUUUUGGCAGCGCUGCAGCUGGACAUUAUCGCCUGCAACUCAGCCAUCAGCACCUGCGCCAGGGCAGCGCGGUGGCGGGAGGCGCUGGGCCUGUUGGCGCUGCCGGCCACGUGUGGGCUGCAGGCGAGUGUGGUGACGCAGAACGCGGCCAUGGACGCGUGCCAAAAGGCAGAGGAGUGGCAGAAGGCGCUGGAGCUGUUCACCACGUGGCGCGUGGCACGCGGCGGCCGAAGCAGCGCCGUGUCCUUUGGCAUCGCCAUGAGCGCUCUGGAGCUCGGGCGCUGCCACUGGCGCCAGGUGAUGAGUCUGGCGGUGGACUGGCCCGUGGCCAACAAGAUGGUGCUGCGAGAAUGUCCCUGGGCUCGGGGCUGGACGCUGCUGGAGUCAUUGCGCCAGGCACGGACAGAUGCUGACGUGCUGGGUCAAGUGGCUUCUGAGUGGCAGGAUGGAGCCCAAACAUGGCGCGGGGCGCUGGACUGGCGGUGGAACCUGUGGGCAAUGGCGCGCCAGGGCCAGGUCUCCACCGUGGUCUGCAACUCCGCCGCCUUUGGCUGCGCGGAGUGGCAGACCUCGCUGCGGCUGCUGGAACUGGUCGCGCGGCCCACGGUGGUGACCUUUGGCACGGCCGUGGGCGCCUUGGAGCGCCUGGGCCGCUGGCGCCGCUGCGCCGAGGUGCUGGGCGCGCUCCGCGGAAGCCUCCAGCCCAACGAAGUCACUUACGGCGCAAGCAUCAGCGCCUGUGGUAAGGGCCAGCAAUGGGCCCAGGCCUUGUCGCUGUCCAAAGACCUCAUCGGGGCUGGGCUGCGGCAGAGCUUGAUCUCGGCGAAUGCGGUGUCCGCAGCCUGCGAGCGGCGACAGAAAUGGGUGCAGUGCCUUUCGCUGGUGUUCCAGCAGCCACACCGGGAUCGCAUCUCCUACGAUGCCGUCCUGGCGGCCUGCAGCGGCGCGUGGCGCCGGGCACUGCAGCUGUGGCAGGAGUUCCGCGGCAGGGCUCUGCAAGCCACAGUGGCCACCUUCAACAUGGUGAUCACUGCAUGCGAGGCGGGGGCCAAAUGGGAGCUGGCGCUGGCCUUGUUGCAGCAGCUGACUGAGGAGGGGCUGACGGGCAGCAUCGUCUCCUACACCGCGGUGAUAAGCGCCUGCAGCAAGUGCGCGCGGUGGCAGGAGGCGAUCCUGUUGCUUGCAGGACUAGAUCGCCGUGGCGUGGAGGCCAAUGUGAUCACGUACCAGGCGGCCGCCUCGGCCUGCGGCGUGCGGCCCCAAGGGGCGCAGCUGCUUUGGGAGAUGCAACAGGCCGUCGAGGCUAUUCGCCUGCUGGCUGUGAGCGGGCAAAAGUGCGCCUGCUUUGCAGUGUGCGUUCUGAGAUUCAAGUUCGAUGUUCUCUAUUUUUGCUCCCUGUCACAAGUGACGAAGAACUUGGCCGGGGUGAAGGAUCGCAGUCGUACAACCUUGGCAGGCUGGUCGUCAAUUGGAACCAUUGACAUCAAUUGGAAGGCCACCGGCAGACCCAAGCCGAUCGCUUUGGUGGCCGUUUUGGCCGCCGCCAUGGCCUGGCCGACUGGGGCGCGCUGGGGCCGAGGCCAGACGGGCCCGGAGCGGCAGAAGGUGCAGACGAAGCUGCAGAGGAAGCUGCCCAUCCGCGCGGACGCUGCGGGCCUUCUGCAGCUGCACCCGCGCGCGCCCUUCCGGUCUGUGCGGCUCCUGGUGGAGCCCCAGCUGAAGGAAUGGAAGUGGAACCCGGACUUGGCGGCCCACGUUCUAAAGACCCUGGCGAUGCACAGCCAGGCCCGGACAGCGACGCAGACGCUGCAGGUCAUGCGAUGCAACGAGGUGACUCCGUUGGCGGCGCACUACAAUGCCGCCUUGGCUGCGUGCAGGAAGCUUCGGCGAAGUCAAAUGGCCGAGCUGCUCUUGAAGUUCAUGCGCCAGGACCAGGUCCUGCCGAACGACGACACGGUGGGCGAGGCCCUGCGUUGCGGGUCCUGGGAGUGGGCGCUGCAGCUCUGGCAGACGCUGCGGGAUCCGAAGCUGACGGUGGCGUCCCACAACCACGCCAUGGCAGUGCUCCAACCGGAGCCAAACUUGGCUUUGCAGGUCUUUGAGGAGCUGAAGACUUGGCAGCUGGCGCCCGAUGCCGACAGCUUCGUCCAGGGCAUCACCGCGGUGGGUGCUUUGGGGGACUGGCAGCGGUCCCUGGACCUGCUGCAGAGCAUGCGGCGCCGGGACUUGGCACCGGCCCCAACGAAGCCGAAAUCGAGGGACCUGGACAUGGACAAGGAGCUGAAGUCUGCGAAGUGUGGCGCUGGUCCGAAAAAAAACCCUGACACCAAUCCAAAAAGCGGAGCUGUGGGCCCAUUCUGGGGGAGUUUAAGGUGGACAGGGCGUUUCUUUUUUGUUUGGCAGGGAGUGGAACUACAGGAAAAUGAUGGGCACGCAAUGAAAAGGCUGAAGGUCGGCUGUGGUUUUGAUGACCCGCCUGGUUGCGAGGCGUUCUUUGGCUCACGGCUCGUGCUCCGGGCUCACCCAUGCCCAUUUUAAUGGGUCGCCAUUUCGCCAAGGCCGCCCAUGCCUGGUCUAGGAAGACGGUCCAUUUACCGAGAGA
Messenger RNA from Effrenium voratum, 3281 nucleotides. NCBI's taxonomy places the organism in Eukaryota, Dinophyceae, Suessiales, Symbiodiniaceae. The record is from the annotation of a GenBank genome assembly.